This is a messenger RNA of Lolium rigidum, 1036 nucleotides long. Its product is annotated as putative E3 ubiquitin-protein ligase SINA-like 6. Bases 116 to 994 code for a protein of 292 amino acids. Lineage: Eukaryota; Viridiplantae; Streptophyta; Magnoliopsida; Poales; Poaceae. The transcript is spliced from 2 exons. Gene Ontology annotation, molecular function: zinc ion binding. The record is from RefSeq and is a predicted model, not a curated record.
CCCAGUCUCCUCUGUCUUGCCACGUCCCAUCGCAGCAUUGACAACCGCCUACCCAUCCUACAGGAAGAAGAGCACCAAUAUCGGCUUCUGGAGUAAAUCCUUUGUAGGGCAAACGAUGGGGGCUGGAUUGAGGAUCGAGAGGGACAGCGGGCCGAGCGCCAAGAAGAGGAGAGAAGGGGAGAUCUGCGGCGGCGACCGCGACGAGGAGGAGGAGGACGACGAGGGCGAGUACGAGCAGAUGGUUUCCGUUGGCAGCAACUGCGGCAUCAUCGCUUUGGAGGCGCUGGACUGCACCGUCUGCAACCACCCCCUCCGGCCACCAAUCUUGCAGUGCGCCACUGGGCAUGUGAUUUGUAUGUCCUGCCAUCGCAAGCUCCGGAACAAGGACAGGUGCUACGUGUGCUCCAUUACUGGCGGCUAUCAACGCUGCAUCGUGCUCGAGAAAAUCCUGGAGUCUGUCCAGAUCCCUUGCUCCAAUACCAUGUACGGUUGCACCGUCAAGACACAUUACCUCGAGGGAGCAGAUCAUGACAAGUCGUGCCCAUGUGCACCGUGCUUCUGCCCUGAUCCUAGUUGUCACUUUACUGGCUCAACCGCAGAGCUCCUUGACCAUCUCACCCAUACGGACAACUGGCCGGCAACUGAGUUCGAGUACGGACAGCGUUUUGACCUGCAGAUCCAGGAAGGAAUGCACGUUCUCUACACAAGGGAGGAUGGCACCCUGUUGCUGGUAAAAUUCACGCCGGUGCCGCCUUUCGGCAAUGCUGUCUCCAUCAUGUGUGUUGAUCCUCAUGCCGUGGCGGGGGACCGCAAGUUCAGGUGCCUGGUUGGUUCCAACUGCAGCACCGAUAGUUGGCAUUCAGAUUUCCGUACCAUAAGCACCAAUCUGUCCAACGACUUACCGACGGAGGAUGGCAGCUACUCAUUGGUUGUGCCGACUCUUUCUUGUUACAGCGGCAUCAAUGUCACUAUCUCAAAGGUUACGGUGCUGUAGUCGGGGAGCUCUUCGCCACUCACGCUGACAGGUUGUGUGCUA